CCGGCUUUAUUUUUUAGUCCCAGGGACCCAGUGUUGGCAGGCCAAGUCAAACCACAUCCAAUAUCGAUCUUCGGCGUCUAUCCCCACAGUGCCUAGCAAUUGUAUCAGUGCCAUGUGUGCGUCCAGAAACCCACCCGUGAUAAUGCAGCUUCUUCAUCUUCGUCGUCAUCGCCAUAUUCCUUUUAUUUCGCUCUGUUCUCGUUACUGUCCUCACUCCUCUCGCUUGCUCGGGGAUUAGGUUCGCACGUACGGAGUAAUAAUAACAACAAUAAUAAUAAUCUGCCCAGGACCCAAAUCCCAUCCCCCAGCAAGCUCAACGACCUGGUACUUUCAGCCUCCCACUCUUCACGUUCUUUUUUCUCCCUGGGGCCGGGGUUGCUCAGUCCCUUGCCCUUGCGCAUGGAUCAUGGGCCACAUUGAAAUAAUCUCCCUGGUCGCUACCCGGGCUUGUCCCCCUGCUCUGCCAUGCUCUCCCCUGCUCCUCCGAUACCGACAAGUGAUCCGUGCCGGCACCUCUCAUCAACCGCCUUGGACCUUGACGCGGUUUUUUCGGUGGAUCGCCAUUUUAAAAACCACAAUCUCCAGGGGAAACGGUUCGACACGUAUCUCUCAACACCACUCUGUCAGCGACGUAGGCUGGUCUUGGCUUGCCUCUGGUCUGCUUCUGGUCUGCGUUUUGGGCCGCUUUGGCUUCUCGGCUUCUUGGCUUCCUUUUCUUUGCACGUCCACACCACCCCGGGCAGACUCAACUUGCAAUGCAAUCUCAACUUGUCGGAUAGAGUGCCUGGAUGCAUCCAGCCAUCCGUCCUCCCUCCUUGCCACGCACCUGGAGGCGUUCUCUGUGGCUUUGUAGCUAGCCUGCUAGCCUGCUGCACAAUUGCAUUAUUGGCAAACCGGCAAUCUGUAUUUGUGCCUUGAUCUACCUCGACCGUUUGGGAACCUUGAGAACCUUGGGAACCUUGGAGAGAGACCUGAGUAGCAAGGCCAUGCACGCAGGUGUGGUGUCAGGUCAUGUCAUAUCAGGUCACGCUUUGCCCGUGCCCCAGAGCGCCAUCCUCCAAUACUCACCUGUCCAGUCGUUGCCCACCGUCGACCCUCCAUCAUGAGCUCGGGGAUCCAGUCUUCAGUCAGCUAGUCCCUCCUGUGCGUCCGUCUUGCAGCUACCCGGCCAGCCAGAGGCAACCUCUCAGCAAACGACGGCGCCUCGUUGCCCGUUUCGCCGCCUCGAUACAACGACGUUUGAGGUAAC
Ilyonectria robusta is the source of this 1249-nucleotide messenger RNA. RefSeq lists its product as uncharacterized. The record is from RefSeq and is a predicted model, not a curated record. Bases 466 to 918 code for a protein of 150 amino acids. NCBI's taxonomy places the organism in Eukaryota, Fungi, Ascomycota, Sordariomycetes, Hypocreales, Nectriaceae. The transcript has a single exon.